This is a messenger RNA of Hemibagrus wyckioides, 725 nucleotides long. RefSeq names its product cytidine deaminase a (gene cdaa). The record is from RefSeq and is a predicted model, not a curated record. NCBI's taxonomy places the organism in Eukaryota, Metazoa, Chordata, Actinopteri, Siluriformes, Bagridae. Gene Ontology annotation, molecular function: cytidine deaminase activity; zinc ion binding. The coding region runs from base 145 to 561 and encodes 138 amino acids. The transcript is spliced from 4 exons. Gene Ontology annotation, cellular component: cytosol.
UGCGUGCACACAGACACACACACACACACUCACACACACACUGGCACAAAUAUAUGCCCUCACACACCUUCACAUUUUCAGUUGCCUGGAGAGUGCUAGAGCAGGAACACUUUCUGGAUAUUUUCACUGAAUCCUUUCAUUAUAAUGGCUAACAUCAAGUGCAGUCCACAGGAGUUAAUUACCGUCUCUCAGGAAGCGAAAACUUUUGCCUACUCUCCGUACAGCAAGUUCAGAGUAGGAGCAGCUCUCCUCACACAGGAUGGAACUGUCUUUACGGGAUGUAAUGUAGAAAACGCCUGCCUCGCAAUGGGUAUCUGCGCUGAGAGAGUUGCCAUCUGCAAAGCUGUUUCAGAAGGACAGAAAGAGUUCAAGGCCAUUGCUAUAACCAGUGACAUGGUGGAUAAUUUCAUCUCACCGUGCGGUGGCUGCAGACAGUUUAUGAGGGAGUUUGGCCUGCAAUGGGAAGUUUAUUUGUCAAAAUCGGAUGGCUCUUUCAUAAAGAAGACCGUGGAGGAGCUCCUUCCUACCUCGUUUGGUCCUGAAGACUUAAUGAGCACUUAAGUGAUUCCUACUGAGAAUAGCCAUUAGAUUAUUUCACUGAAUAAAUACGCUGGCAUCUGAGAAUGCUCUAUGUAUGUAGGCUUAUAUGUCUUUAUAUUUGAAAUGUAUAAACCUUAAUGUAUCCGUUCAGUGGUACUAAAAUAAAGGAAAUUAUUAUUAUUCAA